CAUUUCUUAACGUUGGAAGAGCAGAGAGAAAACUUUAAUGUACUUUGCAAAUUAAUUUACCAAACACUACACCUUUCUCUGACUCAUUUGUCUUCGGUGUGAGGGAGACUUUUAUUGUUCUAUGUCCGUCUCCAAGGGUCUGAGGAACUUUUUGGUGUUUAUGCUCCUCUCACGAAAAGCAAUGCAUCUUUUCCAGUGCCCGUGACCUGAUAGUUGCUUCUCUUUAGACCGUGUGUGAGUGCCGGAGCAGGUAUUUAGCUCCCAUUCAAUGGGGUGGGGGAGGCGAGUUUGCAGACUCGCGCAAAUGGUUUGAGAGGACGACCGUUCUCCUGCAUUGGAAUCGCGAAUAUCCUAGCUCUUCCGGCAUCCUGCACGCAGGGCUGCGAUGUGAACGGAGCCUGUGAUCGCAGCAGUUGGCCAGAGUGUGUGGGAACCAGUGUGCAAGUGGGGGAAUAUGAUGAUGUCAGCGGGCGACAACUUUCUCGCUUAGUUAUGGCGGAGGUCAACUUGAGAGAGUUGGCCAACCUUCGGAUCUCCAACACGGCAGCGGGGAUCGGCGCCGAGUCCUCACCCGGCUCCCUCGACCUUUAAAGGGACAGCGAUCGGUGAAAGUGUCAAUGAUCUCUUGUCGGUGAGUUCUGAUGAAAGAUCAUCAGCUUGAAGCAUUAAUUCUGUUUCUGUCUGCAUGACAGUGCAAGACCUGCAGAUCCCCUGCCUGCCUGAUCAAAAUGGAGUAUAAUCUGGGAUUCUGGAAAUCCACUAGUAAUGGUUUCAGUCCACAGGAUUUUUUCCAUGAUAUUUCUACAUCCGUUUCCCCCACCUUUGCUCAUCACUUCGCGUAUCGUCGGGAAUCUGAAGAUGGGAAGUUGGCAGACACUUACAAAGCAGGGGGCACUAUUCGUGUUUAUUUACCAAACAAGCAGCGUACUGUGGUGAACGUGCGACCAGGCAUGACUGUGCAAGACAGUCUGAAAAAGGCUCUAAAAGUCCGAGGUCUUCAGCCAGAUUGCUGUGCAGUUUUCAGGCUGCCACAAGGAUGCUCAAAGUAUCGUAUAGACUGGACCACUGAUGCUACCUCGCUGAUUGGUGAAGAACUGGUGGUUGACGUCUUGGACCACCUCCCUUUAACUACCCACAACUUUGUCCGCAAAACCUUUCUGAAGUUGGCCUUUUGUGAUAUCUGUCAGAAAUUUCUUCUGAAUGGCUUUCGGUGUCAGACCUGCGGCUACAAGUUUCAUGAACAUUGUAGCACCAAAGUCCCUACUAUGUGUAUCGACUGGAGUAAUGUGAGAGCUUAUCAAGCAACCACACCAAACUCCAGACUCUUCUCCACUUCUGAUGGGGUAUUGCCAUCUAUUACACAAAUGACUACACGGCGAGUGCGUGAGUCUUUUUCUCGACUUCCUGAGAGCUUGCAGUACAGGCAUUCCACAUCCCAUGCCUUCAGCUGUCCGAUGCCUUUCUCAUCCACUGAAGGUCAGCUCUGCCAGCGGCAAAGGUCUUCAUCCACUCCCAAUGUUCACAUGUCCAGCACCACCAUGCCGAUUGAUAAUAGCAUUAUUGAGGAUGUAAUAAGAAGUCACGCUCAAAGAGCUCCUGCAUCAGCACUGUCAAAUAGCCCACCUAGCUUAAGUCCAACACGUGAAUCUAAGCAGAAAUCUCCAGUUCAAACUCACAAAGAUAGAAGGCCAUCAGUGACAUCAGAAGGAAUAAAGAAGAUUCGGCCACGUGUUCAAAGAGAUUCCAGUUACUACUGGGAAAUAAAAGGAGAGGAAGUAGUAUUAUUGAAGCGAAUAGGCUCUGGAUCCUUUGGCACUGUAUUCAAAGGGAAAUGGCAUGGUGAUGUAGCUGUAAAAAUCCUAAAGGUGACAGAUCCAACACCAGAACAACUUCAGGCUUUUCGAAAUGAAGUUCAGGUACUGAGAAAGACACGACAUGUAAACAUCUUAUUAUUUAUGGGCUACAUGACUAAGUUUAACUUGGCUAUUGUUACCCAGUGGUGUGAAGGUAACAGCCUCUACCAGCAUUUACAUGUGCAGGAAAUAAAGCUGGAGAUGUUUCAGCUCAUUGACAUUGCUCGCCAGACAGCCCAAGGAAUGGAUUAUUUACAUGCAAAGAAUAUUAUCCACAGAGACAUGAAAUCAAAUAACAUCUUUCUUCAUGAAGGCCUCACCGUGAAGAUUGGAGAUUUUGGUUUAGCAACUGUGAAAUCUCGAUGGAGUGGGUCUCAACAAGUAGGGCAGCCAACAGGUUCCAUUCUUUGGAUGGCACCUGAGGUUAUCCGAAUGGAGGAAGAUAAUCCAUAUAGUUUUCAAUCUGAUGUCUAUUCUUAUGGCAUUGUACUAUUUGAACUAAUGACCGGAGAGCUGCCCUACUCCCAUGUAAACAAUCGAGAUCAGAUUAUUUUUAUGGUGGGACGAGGAUUUUUAACGCCUGACCUCAGUAAACUCUACAAAAAUUGCCCCAAAACAAUGAAGAGACUUGUAGCAAACUGUUUGAACAGAAAUAAGGAUGAUCGACCCCUCUUUCCUCAGAUUUUAUCUUCUGUUGAACUAUUGCAACAUUCAUUACCCAAAAUCCACCGUAGUGCAUCUGAACCCUCUCUACAUAGAGCUGCACACACUGAAGACUUGAAUCCAUUAACCUUAACCUCAGCAAGAGUGGUAGCUUGCUAACUGAUCUUGAGCUGAGAGCAAUGGAGAAAGCAGUGUGAUUCUAUUUCUUUGGGUCAUAUAUGCAGUAUCCAUUCACUUGUAAUCAAUCCUGAAAACUGGUAUUGUUCAGGUUAACAAUACUAACUAGUAAGGUAAAUGUGCAUCCACGUCAUUCAAUGUGUGGAUUCUUGAUAAACAUCAUGAAGCCUUUUACAGAGAUGAACAAGCUGACUCGUACACCGUGGAUUCUUGUGUGCAGCCAUUUUAUGCCCAUUGCUAUGCUCAUCAGCAAACUUCAGACUGUACGCUGGAUCAAGGUGACUGAAUUGGAAACAACCAUAUCACAGCAUAGCCCGUGAUGAUCCAAACACCAAACAACUUGAUUAUUAAAGAAGACACUUAUAAAGCAAAUGUUCACUGCUUUUAUAUUGCCUUAGCAAAUCUGAGAACUACGGGUUGACUAAUGCGGUAAACCGUGAGUCGGUAUGAUGCCACAAGUGUGUUGAAGUUGUUAUAAAUAAUUGGGAGGAUUUUGGUUUGGGAUUUUUUUUUGCUAUUGAGUGGGGAUAAUAUGGUGUUCCAUUGGAUACCUGUAGAGUUGUUGUCAGUCCCAUGUGUUUUAAUAAAAUAAGUUAAUUUGAAUUUUA
Stegostoma tigrinum is the source of this 3301-nucleotide messenger RNA. It is a transcript of the gene raf1b, whose product is annotated as Raf-1 proto-oncogene, serine/threonine kinase b. Gene Ontology annotation, molecular function: protein kinase activity; ATP binding. The transcript has 18 exons. NCBI's taxonomy places the organism in Eukaryota, Metazoa, Chordata, Chondrichthyes, Orectolobiformes, Stegostomatidae. The record is from RefSeq and is a predicted model, not a curated record. Gene Ontology annotation, cellular component: cytosol; mitochondrion; plasma membrane. Gene Ontology annotation, biological process: protein phosphorylation; signal transduction. Bases 729 to 2675 code for a protein of 648 amino acids.